Zingiber officinale is the source of this 1869-nucleotide messenger RNA. Its product is annotated as diacylglycerol kinase 5-like. NCBI's taxonomy places the organism in Eukaryota, Viridiplantae, Streptophyta, Magnoliopsida, Zingiberales, Zingiberaceae. The transcript is spliced from 13 exons. Gene Ontology annotation, molecular function: ATP-dependent diacylglycerol kinase activity. The record is from RefSeq and is a predicted model, not a curated record. The coding region runs from base 306 to 1775 and encodes 489 amino acids.
AUUCCACGCGCAUCGAUGAUGUCCAGCGCCGUGACCUGGCAGCAGCCACCGGAUCGACCCGCAUCCGUCGAACGUGGAGCCGGCCACCGAUGUUGAAAUCUCCUCCUCGUUCUUUUUGACCUCAACGUUUCUCAUCGUAACUGGACCCCGUUCAUUCGCGAUAUUCCUUUCUUUCCCCGCAGUCCAAUGGGAGUCCAUUAUUCCGAUCCACCACCGUGUACAAAUAAGGAGGCGGAGGAGGACUCCCUCCCGUCUGCCUCUUUCUGCGGUUCCUCGUGGAAUCCUUCUCCCCUUUCUCUUCAGGCAUGGAGGAUGGUAAUUCCAAGAUAAGUCCUUCGUUGAGAGAUUUCUAUAUCCCGGAUUAUAUGCUAGUGCCAGAGUCAAAAAAAGUUGAUGUCCUAGAAGAGCCGGCUUGUCCUGUGGUUGUUUUCAUCAAUUCAAGAAGUGGUGGCCAACUUGGAGGUGAUCUGAUAAAAACAUACCGUGAGCUUCUAAAUUAUGCUCAGGUUUUUGACUUAGGAGAAGAAGCUCCUGAUAAGGUGCUUCAUAGACUUUAUGGUAACAUUGAAAAGCUUAAAUCUGAGGGAGAUCAUCUUGCUACUCAUAUUGAGAAGACAUUAAGAUUAAUUGUUGCAGGCGGUGAUGGUACAGCAGGUUGGCUUCUUGGCGUAGUCUGUGAUCUUAAACUUGCAAAACCACCUCCAAUUGCUACAGUACCUUUGGGAACUGGAAACAAUCUCCCUUAUUCAUUUGGCUGGGGAAAGAAGAAUCCUUCUACAGAUCAGCAGUCAGUUCUGUCUUUCCUUCAACAAGUUAAAGAAGCAAAAGAGAUGAAAAUUGACAGUUGGCAUAUUGUCAUGCGAAUGAAAGUUCCAAAGGAAGGUUCCUUCGAUCCAAUUCCUCCAUUGGAGUUGCCACACUCUCUACAUGCAUUCCAACGGGUAUCAAGUUCAGACACACUUAAUGUGGAAGGUUAUCACACUUUUCGUGGUGGCUUUUGGAACUACUUUAGCAUGGGAAUGGAUGCCCAUGUGUCAUAUGCAUUUCAUUCUGAGAGGAAGAAGCAUCCAGAAAGAUUCAAGAACCAAUUAACUAAUCAGAGUGCGUACGCAAAAAUUGGGCUUAAACAAGGAUGGUUUCUUGCUUCUCUUUGUCAUCCUUCAUCAAGGAAUAUAGCACAGCUUGCAAACGUCAAGAUCAUGAAAACACCAGGCCAGUGGGUAGAUCUUCAUAUUCCUAGCAGCAUUAGAUCCAUUGUUUGUCUCAACUUACCCAGUUUUUCUGGAGGACUUAAUCCAUGGGGGACUCCUAAUCAGAAGAAAGCACGAUAUAGGGAUCUUACUCGGCCAUUUGUUGAUGAUGGCUUGCUUGAGGUUGUGGGUUUCCGAGAUGCAUGGCAUGGGCUUGUUUUGCUUGCUCCCAAGGGGCAUGGGACUCGUCUUGCACAGGCACGUAGAAUUCGUUUCGAAUUCCACAAGGGUGCAACAGAUCAUACAUUUAUGCGAAUUGAUGGAGAACCAUGGAAGCAGCCUUUGCCUGUGGAUGAUGAUGCGGUUGUGGUGGAGAUAUCUCAUUUAGGUCAGGUUGAUAUGCUUACUACUAAAAACUGCAUUUCAAGGAGUAUCAGUGACCCCUCAACGCCAUCAAAAUGGAGCCACAACGGGGACGAGGAUAGUGAGGAUUCCGAGGAUGAAUGGGAAGGAGGGAGGAGCAAGUUUGGUGCAGCAGCAACAUUCAAGAUUUCUGAGGAGAUUGACAUCGCUCAUCUGAGCUAAGUUCUAUCUCUACCUGCUUCUGUAACUACUGGUUUAAAAUUGCAAUUUGUAAUUGUUCGAACUUGUAUUCAUUAUUAUUGACAUGUUAUAAUAA